This is a messenger RNA of Fusarium verticillioides 7600, 396 nucleotides long. RefSeq lists its product as hypothetical. The record is from RefSeq and is a predicted model, not a curated record. NCBI's taxonomy places the organism in Eukaryota, Fungi, Ascomycota, Sordariomycetes, Hypocreales, Nectriaceae. The coding region runs from base 1 to 396 and encodes 131 amino acids. The transcript has a single exon.
AUGCAGAGAAGACUUUCGAUAAUCCCCAUCAGGCAUUGGCUUUAUGUAUUGCCACUGAUCCAAACAAUCCUCUCCCUGCUCAAGGUUGACUUUGAGGAACUUUCUGCCGUUGGCAUGAAAUGGCGUAUCGAGGUGGGGGUUGCAAAACUCAUGUUCAUUGCUGGCUUUGAAAGAGGGAGCAUCCUUGCGCCGUUUCAGGUUGUGGUCGAUCAGCCAAAUGCUAAGAUACGUCAUUGCUUUAGCAAGCUCGAACAGCUUGGAAAACGCAAAAUCGACUGGCUUGAUCCACGGGUUUGUGUUUCGAUCCUCUUCGAAAAGCUCGAUGCCCCACCGCUCGUCAUACUCGAUGCCUAUGUGGCGAAUGUCGGGGUGACAACUUCCUUUUUGAUGCAAUAG